Erpetoichthys calabaricus (reedfish) is the source of this 1435-nucleotide messenger RNA. Its product is annotated as U7 snRNA-associated Sm-like protein LSm10. Bases 354 to 722 code for a protein of 122 amino acids. Gene Ontology annotation, cellular component: nuclear body; cytoplasmic U snRNP body. The transcript has 2 exons. NCBI's taxonomy places the organism in Eukaryota, Metazoa, Chordata, Cladistia, Polypteriformes, Polypteridae. Gene Ontology annotation, biological process: mRNA 3'-end processing by stem-loop binding and cleavage. Gene Ontology annotation, molecular function: histone pre-mRNA DCP binding; U7 snRNA binding. The record is from RefSeq and is a predicted model, not a curated record.
UUGGGAGGAGCGUUAGGUUUAAUUACUAGCAAAAGUUAAUCACGUAUAAUUAGUGGAGCAAUAAUGAAGUGAAGGGCUUUCUUAGUGAGUUACAUUAGUACAGAUUUGGUAUUUUGAUUAUUAAACGGACUUAGCAUUUCUGCCUUUUUCAUUAGGUAUUACGGUGAAGAAAAUAGGUUCUCCCGAAUGAGCAAAAUCGUUUUUGUUCAUAUUUUUUAAAGCAGAUACUGCCUUUCGAGUUUUUUUUAUGGACGCUACGUGUUCUUGUCCGAAUCGAGCAGCGUUACGCUACGGCAAAUACCCCUGAAUUGCUCGCGUGCUUUCUCCAAUAAUCGGUUCUCUAUCCGAAUAUCAUGGAGGUGAGCCACUCAGUUCGUGAACGAACCAUAGCAGAAAAUAGCCUCAUCAUUCUGCUGCAAGGAAUUCAUGGGCUUGUCACCACCAUAGAUUUAAAAAAUGAGAGUGUGGUCAAAGGUCGCAUUAUCAAUGUGGAUGCAUUCAUGAACAUUCGGCUAACAGAAGUUGUCUACACAGACCCACGUGGCAAGGAGACGAAACUGGACGACUUUUUUGUGACUGGUAGAAAUGUCCGAUAUGUGCAUAUCCCAGACGAAGUAAAUAUCAUGAAAACAAUUGAAACCCAGCUACAAAAGAUUCAUAGAGUUCGAAACUUUGGUGGUGAGAGUCGUGGUAGAAAAGAAUAUUUGAAUAAAAAAAAGUAACUUCUAUAUAAGGAAGUCAACAUUGCCAUCUGUCCGGAUUUUUCAAGGUUUACUAUUGUUGCUACCGUUAACAGCUGCUGAAACCAUAGGAUUAAUUUUAACUGCUGACAUGAACACCACAAUAAAAUUUAAAAAUGGCUUAAUCUUCAAAUAAUAAAGGUUUUGUUUAGGAAAAAAAGUCUUGAUAAACAACCAUAUGUAUUCAUAUGUAUUGAUUGUAAUUAAAGCUGAAUUUAGAAAAUGCAAUGAACUGAAUGCAAGUUUUACUUAAUCGGUUCAAAAAAUUUAUUUUAUUUCAUUUUUUUUUUUUUAAAACAAGCUUUUGCAGUCCAUAACAAGAGCAGUGUGAACUGAUUUACUGGGUUAGAUAGACUUCUUAUAAAUAUAUUCCAUAUGUAAAAAGAAAAAAACAUAUCUGUUAAAGCUAAGCAUUUUUAAAGCAUUGUCCUGUAAUGGAUUUGAACAGAGGAUGACGGCAUUCUGGGCAGUGUGUUAGGAUCCAAACAUAGCUGGAGUCUUAUUUGUGUGAUGCUUAAAUAGAAUGGUUCGAUAAUAUUGACAUUCACAAUUAAACUGUUUAAUUAAGAGUCAAACCAGCUUCUUAUAAGCAAGUGUGGCAUAACAAUAGCUAGAUGACUGCAUUGUCUAUGGAUUUUAAUUGCAGUUCUAACCGUAUUGCUCCACUGGGAUGAAUAAAGUUAAAUUGCAUUGUC